GUGUUAUUUGGAAAUCUGACAAACUAAUCGAAGGGGCUAAUUCUUUACUCCAGUACUUGAAAGCAAAUAAAUUUCGGUUCUCUCUUGUCACUAACAACAGCACUCGCUCAACCGAUCAAUGUGUUUUAAAGUGCCAAGAGCUUGGCCUCCCAGUCACUCAACUUAAGAAUGAUGUCAUUUGUUCAUCAUACGUUGCUGCCAAAUAUCUGCAAGGAAAAAACAUUCAUGGUCCAGUUUAUGUCGUUGGGGAGCAGGGUAUCGGACUUGAGCUAGAUAAAGUUGGGAUUGCACACUUUGGGAUAGGGACUUCUGCAGUUCUUGUUGGUUUCGACUCUUUAAUCAACUACAGAAAAAUAUUGAAGGCCACAAAUUAUAUUUUAAAUGGUUGCCCAUUCUAUGCAACAAAUGAUGAUGCUCUAUUUCCCACUGAAGACAUAGCCCUGCCAGGAACUGGAUGCAUAGUUGAAUGUCUUAAAAAAGCAUCUGGAAUAACACCAAUAAUAAUGGGCAAGCCAUAUUCUCCUAUCUUUGAGAUACUAUCAUCUCAGAAUAAUAUUGAUCCUAAAAGCACCUUAAUGGUUGGUGACAGGUUAGCCUUUCUGCUAUUCUAA
This is a messenger RNA of Protopolystoma xenopodis, 611 nucleotides long. NCBI's taxonomy places the organism in Eukaryota, Metazoa, Platyhelminthes, Monogenea, Polystomatidea, Polystomatidae. The record is from the annotation of a GenBank genome assembly.